This is a messenger RNA of Capsicum annuum, 1610 nucleotides long. RefSeq names its product syntaxin-32. Gene Ontology annotation, cellular component: SNARE complex; Golgi membrane; endomembrane system. NCBI's taxonomy places the organism in Eukaryota, Viridiplantae, Streptophyta, Magnoliopsida, Solanales, Solanaceae. The record is from RefSeq and is a predicted model, not a curated record. Gene Ontology annotation, biological process: intracellular protein transport; vesicle fusion; endoplasmic reticulum to Golgi vesicle-mediated transport. Gene Ontology annotation, molecular function: SNAP receptor activity; SNARE binding. The coding region runs from base 388 to 1410 and encodes 340 amino acids. The transcript has 5 exons.
AGUUGAUUAAUUAUCUAAACUCCCAUGUUGUGAUCCACUCCCCAUUCCCCUUCCCCUGCCCCAAUUAAAAAAAAAAAUAAAUGUAAAACAUCGUUCUCUUGUAUUCAUUAUACUUUGCCUCACAUCACAUGGUAUUUGGUUAAAAUAUUCGGGUUUGGGGAUUAAACCAUCCAUUUGUUCUUCCAUAACUCACCGCACCGCCAGCUGCUGAAUCGUUUUCCCGACCCGAAAUGGUCUCCCUCAUCUGAUCUAGGUUUUCAUAUCUGUGGAUCUCGCUAUUCUAGGGUUCUUCUGACAGAUCCAAUUGGUUUUUCUGAUUGCGUAUGUCAAAUUCUCUGGUUUAUUUGAUCUCCGAUCUACACUUUAUUGAAUAAUCAUAAUUGCAAAAUGCCUGUGAAAGUAGCGAGUGCGUCGAUACGGGAUCGGACUCAGGAGUUUCAGAGUAUAGCUGAUAGGUUAAAGAAGUCUUUCUCUUCUGUUCACAAUGGGCCCAUUAGCAGCAGCGCUACUAAUACUGGUUCUAGAUCGGAGGAACAGAGGAAUACUAUUGCUAUGCAAUCAGAGUUCAAUCGAAGAGCUUCGAAAAUUGGUUUUGGAAUACAUCAAACCUCUCAGAAACUUGCAAAGCUAGCAAAAUUGGCAAAAAGGACUUCUGUUUUUGAUGAUCCGACUACAGAAAUCCAAGAUCUGACUGCAGUUAUCAAGCAAGAUAUUACAGCACUUAACUCUGCUGUAGUAGAUCUCCAGCUUCACUCUAAUGCUCGUAAUGAAAGUGGUAAUAGCGAUACCACUAGUCACUCGACCACUGUUGUAGAUGACUUGAAGAACAGACUGAUGACUGCCACAAAGGAGUUUAAAGAAGUACUCACCAUGAGGACAGAGAAUAUGAAGGUUCAUGAGAACAGAAGACAGAUUUUUUCUUCAUCGGCUACCAAAGAAGCUUCAAAUCCGUUUAUGCGCCAACGUCCACUAGCUUCAAGGAAUAGUGCUAGUACAUCAGCCAGCCCUCCUCCUUGGGCUAAUGAUUCAGCUUCUUCUUCUCAGUUAUUUCCAAGGAAGCAAGGGGAUGGAGACACACAGCCAUUGCUGCAGGAGCAGCAGCAGCAACAGCAGAUAGUUCCAUUGCAAGACAGUUACAUGCAGAGUAGAGCGGAAGCUCUUCAAAAUGUUGAGUCUACGAUCCAUGAGCUGGGCAGCAUUUUUAAUCAGCUUGCCACCUUGGUUUCUCAGCAAGGAGAGGUUGCAAUCAGGAUUGAUGAGAACAUGGAUGACACACUAGCAAAUGUGGAAGGAGCACAAGGGGCUUUGCUCAAGUACCUCAAUAGCAUCUCGUCAAAUCGGUGGCUAAUGAUUAAGAUAUUCUUUGUGUUGAUUUUCUUCCUUAUGAUUUUCUUAUUUUUUGUGGCAUAGUGAAAAAUGGCAACAUUCAACAAAGUGUGAUGUAGAAAUACAAAUAAUCGUGUAUUUUAGAUAAGUUGCUCCGUCCCCUUGUGACAUUACUGUUGUUUCAAAAGUUCUAAUUUGGUACCAAAUCCAUUUUGAGGCGUCUUUUCACCCUUGUCUUCCCGAACAAGGGAAAAUUAUCCCGGUAUAAAUACUGUAUUAUUUUA